Colias croceus (clouded yellow) is the source of this 1302-nucleotide messenger RNA. Its product is annotated as carbonyl reductase [NADPH] 1-like. The record is from RefSeq and is a predicted model, not a curated record. The transcript has a single exon. NCBI's taxonomy places the organism in Eukaryota, Metazoa, Arthropoda, Insecta, Lepidoptera, Pieridae. Bases 167 to 1150 code for a protein of 327 amino acids. Gene Ontology annotation, molecular function: oxidoreductase activity, acting on the CH-OH group of donors, NAD or NADP as acceptor.
CCUUCUAGGGAAGAUUUCAUAUUCAUAUGAAAAGAAAAAUCUCUACGAAUUUGAAACCUAGUUUGGGAACAUCGGUUAUAAAAAUAUUAUCCAAUUAAGAAAAAUACACAAUGAUAAGAAUUACAUAAAUAAACUUCGUCAAUACGAUUGUGAUAUAAAUGUGUGGAUGUUGAUACGCGUCUUAUCAUGUGUUGCUUAUAAAAACUGCAACGUUUUGCGUCAAUUAUAUAUAGAAAGCCGUGCAGUAAACAUGGCUGAGAAAAUUGCUAUAGUUACUGGCUCUAACAAAGGUAUCGGCUUCGGCAUAGUUAAAGAAUUGUGCAAAAGAGGAGUUGGGAUUGUUUACUUAACAUCAAGAGAUAUGAACCGCGGCAAAGAGGCUGUGAAAGUUUUGGAAAAGGAAAAUCUACAUCCCAAAUUUCAUCAACUUGACGUAAGUAAUGAAGAAAGUGUGAAAGCAUUCGCUGAAUACGUCAAGAAGGAGCAUAAUGGACUAGAUAUUCUAAUUAAUAACGCCGGCCUUCUUGAUCCUGACUAUCUCAGACCAAACUAUGAAGAUGCAAAAAGAGUUAUUGAUACUAAUUAUUACGGAGUUUUGUUAAUGCAAAAGUAUUUCUUUCCAAUUAUGAAUGAAAACGGGCGAGUUAUAAAUGUGUCUAGUGACUGGGGCCAUAUAACGAACAUAAAAAAUUCUUAUUGGAUACAACGCCUUACUAAUGAAAAAAUAAGCCUUGAAGACGUCAAUGCCUUUGUCACAUGGUUCCUGGAUUCCAUCAAGAAUGGAACAGUAAAAGAAGAGGAUUUCGUAUCGUACUCAGUUCUGGCAUACAGAGUGUCUAAGGUAGCGCUAUGUGCUCUAACUCGCGUCCAACAAAAACAAGUAGGGAAAAAUAUAUCAGUCAAUUCCCUUUACCCAGGAUUUGUUCGUACAAACAUGACUAAAGGGGCUGGUGAUAUGACAGUAGAUGAAUCCGGUAUUACUCCCGCAUAUUUAGCUCUAGAUAUUGAUCAGUCAGUAAAAGGCAAGUACUUCUGGUUCGAUAAAACUGAAGUUGACUGGGCAGACACUAGCCUUGACAUACUUGACGCAUUUGAAGACUUCGAAACACGCGUUGAGGAUGCUAUGAAAAGCAGUGUUGAAUAUCAAUAAUGUUGAUUUGAAUUGACAUGACUGUUUGAUACCAAUUUAAGUUAUUUGUUAUUAAAAGCAGAUUACAAUUGGACCUUGACUGGACCUUUUCUCGAAUGAUAAUAAGUAUCAAAAGUGAAUGAUUAUUUAUGUAAAUAAAGGAAUAAAUCUCA